AUGUCGCGUUACGUCCCGCCUCAUCGGAAGGCGGAAGAUGGAUCGGAAGGGGAGAUGAGCGAUAUGGCCUCUGCGGCCUUUCAACAGGCGGCGUGGCAGGCCCUCCGACGCUCCAUUACGGGGAUUAUCAACCGGAUUAGCAGCGAGAACCUUUCGGAUUCGGCGACGCAGCUCUUCCGUGAGAAUCUCGUUCGCGGACGCGGUCUUCUCGCGCGUAGCCUCUUUCGCGCGCAGCAGGCCGAUCCCGAACUCACCCUGGUGCUCGCCUCGUUGGUGAGUCGAAUCAACAAGGAGUUCCCGCCCGUCGUCUUCUUGCUCUGUAAGCGCCUGGUGGUGCAAUGGAGGCGGACCUAUCUCCGAAAGGAUUGGCAAUCGCUUGAAAAUAUCAGCCGAUUCCUUGCCGGUCUGUAUGUUUUCCACGUCGUGGAGGUGGAUCUGAUUUACCAGAUUAUCUUGGAGCAUUUGGGCUCGGAAACCCGUAGUGAGGAGGAUAUUGAUCAGGCCGCUAAGCUCUUCCGUGCAACAUUCCGCGCGAUGUCCGAGCGUGCGCGGGCGGAGUUCCACGAGCAGGUGCUCACCCCCUUCCGUGAUUUUUUAGCCAUGGAUGAUGAUACCAUGCGUCUCUCCGCACGUGCCGAGGCGGUGCUGGAAAGCUGCCUUAAGGAGGUUCAGAAAUGGGAGCGACAAAAAGACGAAGUUAGCGUGAUCCCUGAGAACUUACUACUCUUCGAUAUUGACGAGCAAACCACUCAUUCGCUUAACUUGCAAGAAAAGUACGCCCCGGAGGAUCACCUGGAUCGCUACGCGUUCGAUCCGAAGUAUAUAGAGCACGAAGAAACGUACGAGAUCGCCCGCAAGGCGAUUCUCGGGGAGAACUGGGAAAUGGAGCUCCUGGAGCAGGUCGCGGCCGCCGAGGAAGAGGAUUCGCAAGCCGAAACAGACGGGGAGGAGGAAACCGGUGGGGGCGCGGAGGCUGGAAAAGGCGUUUCCCAAUCCAAAGAGGCUUCCCGUGAGGCCGCUGCGCAGCAGGCGCUCGACGCCUCGAAGCCGGCGAUCAGUCAUGAGCAACGACAACUUCGAAAGGAGGUGUACUUGGCGAUAUGCAGCAGCGUGCGCGCGGAUGAGGCGGUGCAUAAAAUUUUGAAGCAAAUGAAACCCGAAACAGAACGCAUAGUGUGUUUUAUGAUCAUCGAAGGUUGCUGUGAAGAGAAAUCUUACCGGAAGAUGUACGCGAUGUCGGCCGAGCGGUUAUGUAAGAGUAAGACGCAGUUUCAAGCCUUCUUUGUGGAAGCCUUCCGUGAGCGGUACCUCGGUGCGGGGGAUUUGACGUUAAAACAGAUCGAGUACACCUGCAAAAUUUACAGUCAUCUGUUGCGAACGGAUUCGCUCUACUGGAAUCGGUGCCUUGGGGUGAUGGAUAUCCUGCACAACAACGAAUCCCAGCGUUUGUUUAUCAAUUUUCUACUCCAAGGGCUUACGGAGGAGAUGGGGGGUGCCGCUCUGCGGGCGCGCCUGGAAACGGACUCUGAAUUGGCGUUUUACAUACGCAAACUAUUUCCUGUAGAGCAGGAUGCGGCCUCGUUGGAGGCGGCGAUUAAUCUUUACGCCGCGAUGGGGCUUGCGCAUCUCACGGCGCCUAUGCGUCUUGCAUUCGAAAAGCUACGCGAAUCGGGGCGAAAGCGUGCUAGAGUCGAGGAUGAUCGAGAAUACCUAUGA
This is a messenger RNA of Phytomonas sp. EM1, 1716 nucleotides long. The record is from the annotation of a GenBank genome assembly. Lineage: Eukaryota; Euglenozoa; Kinetoplastea; Trypanosomatida; Trypanosomatidae.